Molecule: messenger RNA, 624 nt
Organism: Pocillopora meandrina
Lineage: Eukaryota; Metazoa; Cnidaria; Anthozoa; Scleractinia; Pocilloporidae
Source: the annotation of a GenBank genome assembly
AUGACCUCGUCAUUAAAGCAUGUGUGCGCAGAAGACAUACAACGCUUGGAGCAUCACUCUCCUCUGAAAAUUGAUUGUCAAUAUAAUAAAAGCAGCGGUGCUACAUGGGAAAGCUCUAGUAUCACAAAUAACACAACGUUGAAAGAUCUCCUUUGUAACUAUACUGCUGAGAAACCAUUUAAACUUAACGAUGGUCAAGCAAGUGAAAGGUAGUUUGUUUUUUUAGUGUGAUCUUUUUUGGAUUCGUAACACAUGUGCACAAAUGAAAUGGGUUUAUCGACUACAAAUUUUGCGCCCUUCCCACCCUCUAUUUAAAUUCCAGAAUACCCCACUUAGAGCCCGUGUCAUUUUCUGCCCUCCUUCCCCCUUAACAGUUCCGAAGGACCAACUGCUUACAUCUUGCCAAACUCUCUCCUUGGUGAAUACUCGGAAGGCAUAGAAUGCUUGGAACAUCACUGUUUUCUGUCCCCUCAUUUGCAAUAUAAUGUAACCAGUGAUGUUGAAUGGAAAAUCUUGGAAACGACAGACAACACAGCGUUGGAAGAGCUUUACUGUGACGAUAAUAUUGAGGGAAUAUUUAAGCUUAACCCAGCCCAAGCUAUCGAAGGGAGUUUCUUUUCCUAA